CGCUGCGCUGACUCGGGGCGCAAGUUUUCCGAGGGGAAUUUCCCGCGGCGCCUCCGCCUCGUGGCUUUUAUGCUCCGUCCUCGGGGGCAUUCCCGGGCUCCCCACAGUCUGGGUAGCCUAGUCUCUCUCUGCCUCCCGGGACGGCGGCUGCUUUGAGGGAAGCCCUUGCUGCAGCCCCAUGGUGCAGAUUCCAGUCUCGGAAGAGGAAGGCUUAUGUAGACAUUUCUAAAUAGCAUUUGUCACCCACCAAAAUCAAACCAUGGUGAUCAUGUCAGAUUAUACAACUGUCCCCACCUCAAGCCACAGCCAGCAAAGGCCUCUUCGGGUCGGAUUCUAUGAUAUUGAGAGGACCUUGGGAAAAGGCAAUUUUGCUGUAGUAAAACUGGCCAGACACAGAGUCACCAAAACGCAGGUUGCAAUAAAAAUUAUUGACAAAACACGGUUAGAUUCAAGCAAUUUGGAGAAAAUCUAUCGAGAGGUUCAGAUUAUGAAGCUUUUGAACCACCCCCACAUUAUCAAGCUGUAUCAGGUUAUGGAGACAAAAGAUAUGCUUUACAUUGUAACUGAAUUCGCAAAAAAUGGAGAAAUGUUUGAUCACUUGACUUCCCAUGGUCACCUGAGUGAGAGCGAAGCACGGAAGAAGUUCUGGCAGAUCCUUUCAGCUGUAGAAUAUUGCCACAGUCAUCAUAUAGUGCACAGAGACCUCAAAACGGAGAACCUGUUGUUAGACGCUAACAUGAACAUCAAGCUUGCAGACUUUGGGUUUGGAAACUUCUACAAAUCUGGAGAGCCUCUCUCUACGUGGUGUGGGAGCCCACCUUAUGCAGCCCCUGAAGUCUUUGAAGGAAAGGAAUAUGAAGGUCCGCAUCUUGAUAUAUGGAGCCUUGGCGUUGUGCUUUAUGUCCUUGUCUGUGGCUCUCUGCCAUUUGAUGGACCCAAUCUGCCAUCUUUAAGACAAAGGGUGCUCGAAGGACGAUUCCGCAUUCCCUACUUCAUGUCACAAGACUGUGAAACGCUGAUUCGACGAAUGCUGGUUGUAGAUCCCACAAAACGAAUCACAAUUGCCCAAAUAAAGCAGCACAAGUGGAUGCAGGCAGACCCUUCCCUUCAGCAGCAGCAGUCUUUGUCAUUCUCCAUGCAUAACUACAACUCUAACCUGGGUGACUACAACGAACAAGUCCUUGGGAUCAUGCAUACUCUUGGGAUUGAUAGGCAGAGAACAGUUGAGUCUCUACAAAACAGCAGCUACAAUCACUUCGCUGCAAUUUAUUACCUUCUCCUGGAGCGUCUCAAGGAGUACCGAAGCAAUCAGUUGUCAAAUCGCCCAGUAAGCAGCCGUCAGCAAAGGCCAAGGAGCUCAGACUUCAGCAACAUUGAGUUGCCUCAGGACAGCCUUGCCAGCGAGACCUUGAGAUCAUCUCUGUUCUACCAGCAGCCCCAGAAUCUGAUUCAGUCGCCCUUGCAGGCAGAAAUGGAUUGUGACAUAAACAACCCAUUACAGCCUAUGUUCUUUCCCGUGGACCCGAACUUCAACAGUCUUUUUCGGAAUCGCUCAAUCUCUCCAAACAGCCUCCUGGAAACCACCAUCAGUGAGGAGGUCAGGCAAGACAAAGAGCUGGAGGAGGAAAUUAAAGCCUUCAACCCCAUUCGCCUCCCCAUCAACACAAGCCGAAGGCACACGCUGGCUGAAGUGACAACUCAUUUUUAUCAGUGUUCUCCACCAUGUAUAGUCAUUUCCUCUUCCGCAAGCCCUACGGAAGGAACCAGUUCUGACAGCUGCCUCACUUCAUCAGCAAAUGAUGGCUCUGUGGCUUUGAGCAACUGUUUGGAAGAUCAGAUGAUGCUUGGUCACCCAUCGACAGCCAGAGUUACAUCAUCGUUUCCGACUUCCCAUUCGGACACACCCGUAUUGCAGGCUCAGGGCUGUCUGGGUGGUGCUUCUCUGUUGCCGGUCAGUUUCCAGGAAGGAAGGAGGGCAUCUGAUACCUCACUAACUCAAGGCUUGAAGGCGUUUAGACAGCAGCUACGGAAGAAUGCUAGAGCCAAAGGUUUUCUGGGACUGAAUAAAAUCAAAGGGCUCGCUCGCCAAGUGUGCCAGUCCUCAUCUGCUCGGGUAGCACGGAACGGCACGAGUCCUUUCCAGCAUUCUCAGCAGAGUGCCUGCGUAUACAGCAGCGGGGGAAAUGGUGGCAGCGGCGUAAGCAGCAGAGAGAGCAGGAACCUCCUUGAAGAGGUGCUUCAGCAGCAGAGAAUGCUCCAGUUACAACAUCACCAGCCAGCCUGUCACCAACCUUCUCAGGUGUCCCAGUCGCACACCAUCCUCAUGCCUGACACUACAGGAAGCAAAGCAUCCAGUUCCUUCCCCCUGUCCGAACUGCAGAGCGAGAACUCAUUAGAGUUUGCCUUCCGCAACACCCAGUUUCUCCAGCCUCACCUGUUUGGAGUCAGUGUUUCUCCAGUAACUUCAGCUGCUCACCUCCUAGACACCCACCUGCACAUCAGUAGCAAUGUCUCCCCCAUCGCCUCCAUGUUUUCUCAGCAGAAUGGCUUUGCUGUGCAAUCUCCGAGCUAUGAUGCAGUUACUUUGCAGCAUGGGGACUUUGAAAUGGAGGACCUUACAUCUACCCAGAUGGGGAAGUUCGUCUUAGUCAAAUAAGAUUCGCCUCCCCCUUUCCUGCUCUCCAGUUCUCGUGGUUCACACAUCUCUCUUUUGGAAGAGUGUGCUGCUCUCGCUACGAUCUGCAGAUGGGUGAUUUUUAUUAUUUUUUGCAACAGUAAAAACUCAGAAGCAAUAACCUGUUUGAAAUAUGUGAAGAGGCCAUUUGGCUUAGUAAAGCCCCGAACUUUAUAGAACUAAAAGAAAAAAGCAAUACUUGCGUCUUUUGGCUUCAACUGUACUUGCACUGAACAAAUGUAACCAGAAACUGAAAGGAGAAAAAAAAAUUUUUUUGUUUUUGGAAGAAAAGAAUGACAGGGAAGUGGGGGUGGGGUGGGGAGGGCACAGGAGAACACUUUUCUGGUACUGUAUUAAAGUCAGGCAAAUACAGCUCUGCUGUUAUGCAAGACUUUGACGGCUGUCAAUGGUUGUGGUGUAGCAGGGGAAGGCUUUUCAAAGAAGGGACCAGAGCCACCCUAUUCACAAUAUUUGUUUAUGGAUUUGUGAAGACGAUAAUUACCUCUUUUCUUAAAGACGACAAGCAAGAAAAAACCGCCACCCACAAACAUAAACACAGAUGCUUUUGUGUCACAUUAAUCGUUGAUAGGGGAAUAAUGACAAAAUUAUUACGCAUUAUUUGUUUUUAUACUCGUGUUAAAGGAAACAAUACCUCUCUUUACUUUAUAUUCUCCCUUACUCAAAGGUUUAUACCUUAAGAGGAAACUGUGAACUUUUCUGCAUAGUCUCUCACUUGUAGCAGCUAAGGGUAGUUUGUAUUCAUUAGAAGCAAUUAAUUUGUCCUCUGGCGGUUCUGUUACCAGACUACAAAUUGUGUUCCUGCCUUUCUCUCUUCCGGUGGUGGUGAGGUUCAACAGUAGGAAAAUGUCUGUGCAUCAAUGAGGAGAUGCCCAUGGAAUACCCCAGAGGUGAUGGGAGCAGAAUUGCUAAGAGGUGCUGGUGUGGGAAGGCUUUCUUUUUAAAUUCUUCUUUUACCUCCCUUCCCUCUGCCACCCCUUGAAAAGCACUAUCAAAUGCUUUGAGGUUGCCUAUGGCAUGUCUCUCAGUGCUGCACACAGUUAAUGCCGCUGCUAAUGAGGUUUUUAUGCAUUUCGUUAUCAGGGUCCAAACUGAACCGUCUCGUUGGGGAAACGUGCAAUAUUCAAAAGGUUGUGACAAUUAUACUGACAGUCAAAAGGAAAUAGGAUAGCACAACUUGAUACUCUUCGUAAACAGUCGUUUUUUGAACAAACUAGUUUAAGUGAGAUGAACAGCACAACUUCUGGGUUUUGUUUUGCAUACUAAUAGACGAGAGGGUUGUUGUUUUUAUUUUAGGCAUUUUUAUUUGCGGUUUUAAUAUUCUGUGUGCGUGCGUGCGUGCGUGCACACAUACAAGACUCGGAAGACAAUAUACACUACUUGGCUUUUGAAAUAAGCUUUUUGGAGUUCCCUGGCAUUUGCUUCCUCUGACCAGAGAAUGACUUUUGUUGAUACCAGUGGAAGCCUGGCAAUGGAUGUCACAGGGAGCAGGGAGACCACAGCAGGUCUUCCUUUGACCUAAUAGAUAGUUGGCGGGGGGAAAGAGGGCGGAAGAUCAAUUGUCAGUAGCAGGUGAGCAAGCUUGGCCAAAAUUACCAUUCAAAUGUCUGAAAACAGCUUCAUUCUGUCUAACACUUUUAAGGACCCAUCUCUAAAUGUAACACAGGGGUGCCUUCAAGUUACUAUACUGCUUCUUGCAACCUGCAGUGUUAUAUAUGUAAAAAAAGAAAAAGAAAAAAAGCUAUUUUUUUAAAUAAAUAAGCCAAAGACUGUCUGUCUGUGGUGGUGUUGGUGAGGAGGGAGAUAAAGUUGUAUAGAUCUAUCUGUGGCUUUUCAACCUCUUUAUCUGUGUACAGUAUCUAUAUUGACGUGUCUUCAGUUUGCUGCUGCUGCUUUGUGUUCUGGAAUAUCCAAGUUACCUUGUAAUCACUCUGUACAACCUUCUCUCUGACUGGUGCCUUUCGGCAGAGAAAAUACCAGACUCAUGCUAACUUGCAAGGCGCUUUGGUGUGUGGUUUGUAGGAGUGGCUACAAGGAGUGGGAGCAAGAUCCGUCACAAAGCAGCAACGUUGCCUUCAUUUUCGUAAAACAGUAGCAACAUGUUAUUUUAUGAACUGCAAUCCCCACCCCACCCAUUUCUGUCUUUUUACUUUAUUUUCUACCAUAGAUCAAGAGGCCACAAAAAACAACUUUUUGUUCUAAGCAAUGACAAGCACUUUACUUCUUGAGCCCCCCCUCCCCAAUUGCUAUAGAAAAUGCUUUGAAACUAUUCUGAAGUAGAAAAAGGUCAUUUUCAACAUUUCAGGGUUUGUGUCUCCUUCCCCCUCCCCUUGUAGUGUUCUUGACAGUACUGUUUUGCAGACUGCAAUGCAAUAGAUUAUUUAAAUACACUAUGUGAUUGGUUUAAUUAAGAUGUAUAGUUUUAUUUUUUAUCAUGACGAGAUCAUUUUGUUUCUUAUGUUAAAGAGAUGUACACCAAAAUGAUAAGUUGUGUUUUAUUUAAUAUUUAAAUAAACAGUUGUUGAAAUAAUUUA
Podarcis raffonei (Aeolian wall lizard) is the source of this 5226-nucleotide messenger RNA. RefSeq names its product salt inducible kinase 1 (gene SIK1). Gene Ontology annotation, molecular function: protein serine/threonine kinase activity; ATP binding; tau-protein kinase activity. Bases 260 to 2656 code for a protein of 798 amino acids. The record is from RefSeq and is a predicted model, not a curated record. Lineage: Eukaryota; Metazoa; Chordata; Lepidosauria; Squamata; Lacertidae. Gene Ontology annotation, cellular component: cytoplasm. The transcript is spliced from 14 exons. Gene Ontology annotation, biological process: microtubule cytoskeleton organization; protein phosphorylation; intracellular signal transduction.